AUGUCCGCCCCAGCAGCUGCCCCAGCCGGAGACAAGAGAAGCUCCGGCCCAAGAAGAGGUCCACCAAGAAGAGGAGGUAGAAGAGAUGCCAGAGAGGAGAAGUGGGUCCCAGUCACCAAGCUUGGUCGUCUCGUGAGAGCCGGUAAGAUCACUUCCGUUGAGCAGAUCUACCUGCACUCUUUGCCAGUCAAGGAGUUCCAAAUCAUUGACCAGCUCCUGCCAUCUUUGGAGGACGAGGUCAUGAAGAUCAAGCCAGUCCAGAAGCAGACCAGUGCCGGUCAGAGAACCAGAUUUAAGGCUAUCGUCGUCAUUGGUGACUCCAACGGUCACGUUGGUUUGGGAAUCAAGACCGCCAAGGAAGUUGCCACCGCCAUCCGCGCUGCCAUUAUCAUUGCCAAGCUCUCGAUCAUCCCAGUCAGAAGAGGUUACUGGGGCUCCAACUUGGGUGCUCCUCACUCUUUGGCCGCAAAGACCACCGGUAAGUGUGGUUCCGUCGUUGUCAGACUGAUCCCAGCCCCAAGAGGUUCCGGUGUUGUUGCCUCCCCAGCCGUCAAGAAGCUUUUGCAAUUGGCCGGUAUUGAGGAUGUCUACACCUCCUCUUCCGGUUCUACCAGAACUUUGGAGAACACCUUGAAGGCCUGUUUUGCUGCCAUCGGUAACACUUACGGUUUCUUGACUCCAAACUUGUGGAAGUCUUUCGAGCUCACCAAGAACCCAUUGGACGAGUUUGCCGACGAGGCUCUUGCUUCCAAGAAGAGAUACUAG
Kuraishia capsulata CBS 1993 is the source of this 765-nucleotide messenger RNA. RefSeq lists its product as uncharacterized. The record is from RefSeq and is a predicted model, not a curated record. Bases 1 to 765 code for a protein of 254 amino acids. Gene Ontology annotation, molecular function: structural constituent of ribosome; RNA binding. Gene Ontology annotation, cellular component: ribosome; cytosolic small ribosomal subunit. The transcript has a single exon. Lineage: Eukaryota; Fungi; Ascomycota; Pichiomycetes; Pichiales; Pichiaceae. Gene Ontology annotation, biological process: translation.